AAACAAUGCUUCGUCUCCGAUUAUUCCACGAAACACCGCGUUUUUGUUUACAUUUCUUCUCUUUCUCUCUCUCUCUUCUCUCAUAUCUCUCUCUUCGCCGUCAGGUUUUGCCCAAAUUUCUCGGUCUUCUUCACUCCCGCGAGUUUUUUUUCUCGGGAAAAUUUUCCAAUUCCAAGCUCCAUUGAAGCCAAGUAAGAGGUGCGAUUCUCUUCAAUUUUGACUUGGAACUUGUAAAUAGCGUAUGGAUUUGAGCUGGUUAUGGACAGAAUUCUAGCUCGUAUGAAGAAAUCAACUGGACGAAGAGGAGGAGAUAAGAAUAUUACUCCGGUACGGCGGUUAGAGCGUCGCGAUGCGGCGAGGAAUAUCAAUUACGACGCAGCUUCAUGUUCUAGUUCGUCAGCUGAAGAUCUUUCCGUUUCGACUUCUUCGUUGAUGACUCGCUCUUUGGAGUUUCCGGAGCCUACUAGUUUCCGAAUCGGUGGUGGUGUUGGAGAGAUGGAUCGGAUUUAUCGGUCUCUUGGUGUUUCUGGUCCUGAUGAUUUGGCUAUUUCUUUUGAUGCUUGGGAAGCUUGUAAGAAACGUUCUUCUUCAGAUGUUGUUAAUAGGUUUAAGUCUUUUGAUCUUGAUAAGGUUCGUGAUCAGGAUUUGAGUGAAGAAGGUCCUAGUGGUGUUGUUGUUGGUUCUGAUUCAAUGAAUCAUAAGGUUCAGGGUCAGGAUUUGAGUGAAGCAGGUCCUAGUGGUGGAAUUGUUACUGAGUUGAGUGAGAUUGGGAAUUUAAUCACUCCUGUGGAUAGGUUAGUAGCUGAUGGUGUGGUAGAGAAUAGGCGUGUUAUGGAAAGAACACCAACUAUUGUGAAGUCGAAAGGGUAUCUUGUACCAAAUAAUGUAGUGGCUGUUGGUGUUGGUGUUGGUGGUGGUAUUAAGGGGCUAAGACCACCAGUACUUAAGCCUCCUCCGGCUAUGAAACGACCCCCUAUUGAUCAUCGGGGAUCGUCUUGGGAUUUCCUGACGCAUUUCGCUCCAAGUGAAACAGUUAAGCGGCCGAGUUCCUCUUCUUCUUCUUCCGAGGAUGGAUGCGAUGAAGAGGAAGGCAAGGAAGAGGAAGCGGAAGCGGAAGAGAUGGGAGCUAGGUUUAUCCAGUUGGGGGAUACGGCUGACGAGACGUGCUCAUUCACUACAAAUGAGGGUGACUCCUCAAGCACAGUAUCCAAUACUUCGCCUAUCUAUCCAGAUGGAGGAGCUAUCAUAACGUCUUGGCAAAAGGGUCAACUUUUGGGACGAGGAUCAUUUGGUUCUGUGUAUGAAGGCAUUUCUGGAGAUGGGGACUUCUUUGCUGUCAAGGAAGUUUCACUUCUUGAUCAGGGAAGUCAGGCACAAGAAUGCAUACAACAACUUGAGGGGGAGAUUAAACUACUUAGUCAGCUUCAGCAUCAGAAUAUUGUGAGAUAUCGUGGCACAGCCAAGGAUGGGUCAAACUUGUACAUUUUUCUUGAGCUUGUAACCCAAGGGUCCCUUCUAAAACUCUACCAAAGAUACCAGCUUCGGGACUCUGUAGUCUCCUUGUACACUAGACAGAUUCUUGACGGUUUGAAAUAUCUCCACGAUAAAGGUUUUAUUCACAGGGACAUCAAAUGUGCAAAUAUAUUGGUGGACGCUAAUGGCGCCGUCAAACUUGCAGAUUUUGGAUUGGCAAAGGUUUCAAAGUUUAACGACAUUAAGUCCUGCAAGGGAACUCCAUUUUGGAUGGCUCCAGAGGUUAUUAACCGAAAGGAUAGUGAUGGCUAUGGAAGUCCAGCUGAUAUAUGGAGCCUCGGGUGCACUGUGCUGGAAAUGUGUACUGGUCAGAUCCCCUACUCUGAUCUCGAACCCGUUCAAGCCCUGUUUAGGAUCGGAAGGGGUACUCUUCCGGAAGUACCUGAUACGUUAUCACUAGAUGCUCGGCUUUUCAUACUUAAGUGUCUUAAAGUGAACCCGGAAGAGCGGCCAACUGCAGCUGAACUGCUGAACCAUCCAUUUGUGAGAAGACCCUUACCAUCCGUGGGUUCAGGAGGCUCGGGAUCAGCAUCUCCCCUUCUCCGUAGAUGAGGCUAAUUUUAGUAAAUUUCCUCAAUAGGCAUAACCCGAAGAUUUAUGAGAGAUUAGAUCCCAGAGAAACUAUUGGGAGACACGAGACAUGAUUCUUCGACACACACACACGUGCGGUCGGGUUGCGCAGCAAGAGCCAAACUUACUUAGUUUCUGUGUCAUUCGUUGGUUAUUUGUUGCAAGUUAUGUGUUGGGCUUGAUUUUAAAACUGAAGAGCCUUAUUUUUCUAGGAAUUAGAAAUGUCGACCUUGGGGUUUUUGGGUGUAUAGGUUUUGUUUAGUUUUUUUUGUUAAAUUAUAGUGUAUGUAUGUCUGUAUCUAUAUCAUGUAAUGUAUAAUUAUAGUUGGUUCUUAUAGUUCCUGGCUUGUUGUAACUGUGUACACACAUCGAUGGGUUUAAGUUCUAUUUGUCUCAUAUUUUAAAGAAAUCUGCUGCUCUAAUCAUCUAUUAAAAAGUAUAGUCAAGAUAUUUUCUAUAAUUCAGGUCAAAGCCACUUUAAUUGAAGU
Molecule: messenger RNA, 2591 nt
Organism: Arabidopsis thaliana (thale cress)
Lineage: Eukaryota; Viridiplantae; Streptophyta; Magnoliopsida; Brassicales; Brassicaceae
Gene: MEKK1
Product: MAPK/ERK kinase kinase 1
Exons: 9
Coding region: 259-2085 (608 amino acids)
Biological process (GO): response to L-glutamate
Cellular component (GO): endosome; plasma membrane
Molecular function (GO): MAP kinase kinase kinase activity; ATP binding; protein kinase activity
Source: RefSeq, marked reviewed